GAAUCACAUGUCCCAAAUUUCAUGAUCCAACAUGUUUACAAUAGUUAAAACAGGGCGAGGGCGUUAUAUUGUUUAAGAAGGUCAAUUAACUGCUGAAAUUUGUCUGGUUUUGUAAUCACACGGUCAUUUAACUAUCUUUCCGAGUGAAAAACUACAACAAAAUGUCAAGUUGUCUUCAUGUUAUGUAGAUCAUCUAAUGUACUUUCGACAAAAGAUUAUUGUAAGAAUAUUUAUCCGCUAGUGAUCACGAGUACAUAUAUACGAUGGAUGAGGAUAUACCAGAAUGUAUAAGAAUUUGUGUUUAUUUUGGAAGACAAAUUAUUGCUUAAUCUUAAUCGUAAAGCAUUUUUUAUUGGUUAAAUAGAUGUAAAAAGUGAUGAAUUUCACGGAAACAGAGGAAGACAUUAUUUCUCGUAUGACAGAUGAAGCUAUUCUACAGAGAAUUCCUUGCAUUAUUUACAUUGGGAUCUUAAGUUUUAUUGGAAUUAUUGGGAACAUUCACGUGCUAAUAUUGUUCUCACGUGCAGACAGGAAAGCGUCAACGUAUACUGUGUUUGUUAUAGCUUUGUCAAUCGUGGAUUUGGUUGCAUGUGUAGUGCACAUGCCAAUGGAAAUAUUAGAUUUGACAAAACCGUAUACAUUUUAUAACGAAGUUGGUUGUCGGUUGUUCAGGUUUAAUAAUGCGUUUCUUUUGAUGUCUUCGAUUUUUAUACUUGUUUGUAUUGCAUUAGAAAGGUACCGAAGAGUUUGCAACCCUAUGAAAAAUCAAAUGACCGUACUGACAUCAAAAAGGCUUUGUGGUUUAUGCAUGUGCUUGUCUCUUGUUAUAACACUUCCCAUGUAUUUUCUCAAUGGACAUCAUGUUGUCAGUUUAGAAGGAAAUGGCGCCAACGCCACUGGAUAUAUGUGUUUCAUUAACGAUGACUUUCAUGGAACCUUGUUUUUAUAUUCAUACUUAGGAUUUAUGAUCAUCGUUUUCAUUAUAUGUUCGACAAUUCUAAUUUGUGCAUAUUUUUCUAUUUCAAAAGUUGUAUUUAGUCGUCACGCAAAUAUCAGAGACAGUCGGAAGUUGUCCGAAGACAUGCGUCAAAAUAUUUCUACCAUAGGGAGGUUAGACUCUGUUCAGUCAAACAUUUCAAACCUUUCAAACUGUAGUAAACAUGUCGAGUUGUACCGAAAUUUAUCAGCAGGAACAAUGAAAACUUUGAGAUUAUCAACUUUACGAACAACUAGGUCGCUUAUAGUUAUAACAGGAAUAUUUAUAAUAGUUUUUGCUCCAUAUUUAGUGCUGAGCUGUGUCAUAAGUUUGGAUAUAGAGUUCAAAUCAGGAUUAAGUAACUUUGAAUUAACUUUGUAUCAGAUUGGAAUACGACUGCUUCUUAUUAAUAAUGUUUCAAAUCCAUUUGUAUAUGGGUUCACAGAUGAUCGAUUUAAAAAUGGAAUCCAGUCCUUUUAUUGUCGUCGAAAACAAAACAAAUGAAAAUUAAAAAUUGUUGUUAUUAUUAGAAAUUCUUAUAUAUAAAACUAGCAUGCUACCGAAAGCAAGCUGAACACAGUUUCAACAACGCACACUAAAAGAAAAUUGGUUAAAACAGAAAGUAUAUAUUAAAAAAUGUACUAUUUGUGCUACAUGUAUUGAGAUCCCUUACAAAAAAUAUGAUGGAAUGUAAAGUUGAAAACUAUCGGGUCCAAGUAUAGAACGAUCACAACCAAAAAGAAAAAUAACUUAAUGGUAAACAUAUUGGGUGACAAAGAGACACUAUUGUGUAUACACCUAGGAAAGCAGUUCACCCGAAAAAAAUCAAAGAAUCAUUCUCAAAUAAGUAAAACCAUUUAAAAAAUACAAGAAACUCUCAACUUUAUUUAUCACUCAAAUUCACAACAUCACAGUUCCAUAUUUGUAAUUUGAGGUUCUAGAAAUAUCAUGGCUUAUCAUUUUUUAUUAAACAUUUACUUUUUUAUAUUAUUAUUAGAUUAUAAAUCCCAAAGAUGAUUCAAGUCUGCAAUUUUCGAGCAAUUAACUGUUCUAUAAAAUUAAGAAUUGAAAUGGGGAACGUGUCAAAGAAACAACAACCCGAACAUAGAACAGAAAACAGCUGAAGGUCACCUAUAGGUCUUCAAUGCAGCGAGAAAUUCCUGCACCCGGAAGCGUCCUUCAGCUGUCCAUUCAUAUACAUUGUAGUAGACAUACAUGUAUCAUCCGUAAACAACACCUAAUUCCUGUUAGAAGUACAGCCAUAUACCGGUAUAUAGUUUAUUGUAUCUCGAAGAUAGAUCCAUUCAACUUUGUUAUGGACGUUCUUUGGGGCAAUUUUACAAAAAAAUUGC
Messenger RNA from Mytilus trossulus (common blue mussel), 2328 nucleotides. RefSeq names its product cholecystokinin receptor type A-like. The record is from RefSeq and is a predicted model, not a curated record. Gene Ontology annotation, biological process: neuropeptide signaling pathway. The coding region runs from base 377 to 1480 and encodes 367 amino acids. Gene Ontology annotation, cellular component: plasma membrane. NCBI's taxonomy places the organism in Eukaryota, Metazoa, Mollusca, Bivalvia, Mytilida, Mytilidae. Gene Ontology annotation, molecular function: neuropeptide receptor activity. The transcript is spliced from 2 exons.